Closterium sp. Naga37s-1 is the source of this 1278-nucleotide messenger RNA. NCBI's taxonomy places the organism in Eukaryota, Viridiplantae, Streptophyta, Zygnematophyceae, Desmidiales, Closteriaceae. The record is from the annotation of a GenBank genome assembly.
AUGGGCGGGGCGCUGCGGAAGGCCCUGGCGCUGCAGCUGGGCAGGGCGCUGCGGAUGAUGCAGGUGCCGCGGAUGGGCUGGUCGCAGCAGCGGGUGACGGUGCUGCGGAGGGGCGGGGUGCUGCGGAAGGCCCUGGCGCUGCAGAUGGGCGGGGGGCUGCGGAUGAUGCAGGUGCAGCGGAUGGGCGGGUCGCAGAGGCGGGUGACGGAGCUGCGGUGUGGCGGGGGGCUGCGGAAGGCCCUGGCGCUGCAGAUGGGCGGGGAGCUGCGGAUGAUGCAGGUGCAGCGGAUGGGCGGGUCGCAGAGGCGGGUGACGGUGCUGCAGAUGGGCGGGGCGCUGCGGAAGGCCCUGGCGCUGCAGAUGGGCGGGGGGCUGCGGAUGAUGCAGGUGCAGUGGAUGGGCGGGUCGCAGAGGCGGGUGACGGUGCAGCAGAUGGGCGGGGCGCUGCGGAAGGCCCUGGCACUGCAGAUGAUGCUGGUGCUGCGGAAGGGCGGGGCGCAGACGAGGCCGACGAUGGUGCGCGUGGGUGAGUCGCUGCUGAUGGCCCUGGCGCAGCAGAUUGCCCUGGCGCUGCGGAAUGCGGAGGUGGGCGUCCUGCCCCGCUCUGCCUCGGUCGCGGGCCGCGACGACGCGACUGUGAUGCUCGCGCACGCUGCCGUGCGUCGGCCGCCUCGGCCACAAUAUUGUUGGCGGUCGCGCGUGUCCGGCGUGUUUGCCGGACGUUGCGUCGGCGAACACGAAAGCCAGCUGGUGGUGUGGGGUUUGGCCCCGGCGCGUCGGCCACAGGUGCCGGACCGUAGAGGUUCUCUCCAAUUCGAACACCGCCAGCACCGCACCAUCAUUGCUGCGGCAUACAACCUGGCAGUGCGGUGGAGAUACGAAGUGGGUUCACGAAGGCAUGGCGACGUGCUAAUGCGGAGGAACCUCUCAACCCCCCCCCCCCCCCCCCCCCCCCCCCCCCCCCCCCCCCCUCCUACCAUCACCUCUCAUCCCCCCCCUACCAUCACCUCUCAUCCCCCCCCUACCAUCACCUCUCAUCCCCCUCCUACCAUCACCUCUCAUCCCCCCCUUACCAUCACCUCUCAUCCCCCCUCUGCCAUCGACUCUCAUUCCCCCCUGCCUUCACCUCCCUUCCCCUCUUGGCAUCUCCUCCCUUCCCCCCCUACCAUCACCUCCCUUCCCCCUUGCCAUCACCUCCCAUCCCUUCUUGCCAGCACCUCUCAGUACCCCUCUGUCAUCACCUCUCAUUCCCUACUUGCAUCACGCUCUGCGAUGUAG